Dermacentor albipictus is the source of this 2911-nucleotide messenger RNA. RefSeq lists its product as uncharacterized. The record is from RefSeq and is a predicted model, not a curated record. Lineage: Eukaryota; Metazoa; Arthropoda; Arachnida; Ixodida; Ixodidae.
CGGACGCACAGUAGUUGACACCAGGGGCGCCACCGCCAGAAGAAGCCUGUCAGUAGGCCGCGCUCGGAUGGCCGGAGCCGCGCGUUCCAGACGAGCGGGAAAGCAAGAUGGCCAUGUUUCUUGCCCCGAGACAGCGCACCACGAGCAAUGCGUGACCACGGAAGGGCGCUGAUGCUCACGUGAGUCGCGCGAGGCACGAUCCAGCCACCGGCCCUGCUCGGUUCCAGGGAUUGCGCCGAGCAUCACGUCCAAACCCAGAGGCAGUGCAGCUACGCGGCCGAUGAUGCCGAUGGACCUGAGGCGACGGCGACGCUCCAGCGACAAUGUAACUAAGGUUUGCGAGAUGAGAUCAUGGAGAGGCUACCUACGAGACUACUCCGUGUGCCUGGUCGCCAGCUUUCGCGGCCUGCGGAUAAUCCGGAGCCGUCCCCGGGUGGACCUCGUGAAGUCGUGCACAGCCAGCGUGGCCGACAGCUGCUUCCUGCUUUCGGAGGGGCCCCCGUGCAACAAAUCCGCGUGGGGCGCCAACAUCGAGCUGCCCAAAGGACGGCUGGCCGCGGCUUGCCUGCGCACACGCGUGGUUCCUGCAGCGUACAACUUACAGCCCAGCCACUCGCUCGAGCUAGUCCAUUGGCAUCUGAUGGAUUACCACUCAGUGGACAUCGUCGAGCUGUGCGAGUCGCACAUGUCUCCUAUUCAGUUUCCGUUCCGGAACGAGUUCCAACUGAGCCUAAAACUCAGGCCCGCCAAGCUCUGCUACCACCUGCUGGACGACUACCAGCCAAGGAAUCUGAUUGACUCACUCCCCUCCUUGAUGACCGCGCUCUACAUGCUGGACACUGGGAGCGUGCGCUUCUCGAGAGUCGUCGUUCACGAGCCAAGUGAACUGCCCCACAGUUUCUAUGUCAUGCGCGCGAUCGUCUUCCUUGAAAACAGGAGCGACGGGUCCGACGCUGUGGCGCUGAUACCUUGCUGCUCCACGCACCAUGGUCAGCGCGAGUUCCACUUCGACGAGACGAUAAAGGCAGUCAACUUCUGCUAUGUGCUGUCCCGAGUGGUAUCGCGUAGCGCGAUCAUCGUGAAGCUUAUUGUGAGCCGCUAUGCGCCGGACAGGCACAAUACCCCCCAGGUUUUCGGGGCGCUCACGGGUUCUUGGUCCAUCGGAGAUCGGUGCGAGCUGCUCGGAACGUUCGAGGUGCAGAACUUGGAGCAGAACGACGCAAACGUCCGGGGCGUAUCCAGAGCGCUGAGAGUCAGCGCGAACUUGAAGACAUCGAUGAUCACAUGCACUGCCACCUGCCAGGGCCUCCACUUGUCUGUCGCACCGGUUAUUACGCACAUUGCGACGCUCGCCAAAAUUUACAUCAGCGGCAAUUCGGUGCCCGUUGACAACUUGAAAGGGAGGGCGAUCGAGUUAAAUGCGACGCUCAAGAAGCUAACAGUCAGCCAGGCGUGUCUUCGGAGCGAUUAUCGCUUGCGGCUUGCAGAUGCCUUGUCGAUCAACUGGACGCUAAAGCUUCCGAGCCUCCGCAUGGUAAUGCAGCCAGGGCUGGGAAAUAUCUGGACGCAAGUCGGCGAGAGAGACCUGAGAAGCAACAUAGAGUUCAAUGGCUGCUACGACGCGACCAACGUCCUGAUCGGUUGUCUGCAGUGCGGCCCCAACAUCUCUCACGUCACAUUGGAACCGCACGCGUUUAUGGCCUGGUCUAAAUACCAGGAACUCAAUGGCAGAUUCUACUAUGGUACUGCCAACGUCUCCAGUCCCGUGGUUCGGAUGGGCCAUGUAAUCGACCGUUACGUAGCCGUGCUACCACCCACCAUAUUUGUCAGCUGGCACUAUCCUCUCGACGCACAGCUGGCCUCCGCCACGCUGACUUCUCGGGCCGGGACGAAGCGCAGAGUUAUCGGCAAGAGCCGCAGCCUCUGAUCCCUCAUCUUCGGCGGUUGGACGUUCGAUCACCACGUGGCGACCGCCUUAAGUGACACGCUGCGCAGGAGCAGCGCCCACGACUAUGUCACGUUCGACGCGGUGUCGCCGUCUCCCUGAUGUAGGAGCCGCGAGGCCUAGAAACAAAUUACACGCUCUUAGCCAUCAUCGACUGUAAGCAGCGCCACCCCGCACAGAACGUGUUCGGUACGCGCAACGCGGUUCGUGUUGCCGUCCGGCCUCCCAUAUGAGAUGGCGAUCCCGCUAUUGAAGAAAGCGCUCGAGAGCCUGUCGCUACUCGUUAACCUGUCCCCACUGACUGGCCUGGCCGAAGCCGAGGUGGCUGAGGUGGUGAUUCAGUGACAAUGACACCAAGGCGCGCACUUCCUGGCCCUCGCUGGUGUCGCGAGGGAAAAACUUCAGUGUUACCCAAUCAGUGGUUACCGCCUUCGCCAGUUAUAUAAACAUAAAUGGCGACGGCAGGACUCCUAUUAUGGACAUAUUAUGGACAUAUUAUGGGCUGUCGCCUGUGGUGCGACAAUAUAUUGUAACCAACAAGUGCGUCACGGCUGGCCGUUGCAAUAGUGCUAGAGAUACCGAAUUCCAGAACUAGCUGUACGCCGAGAAUCGGAAUUUUAAGUGUGUUGUUUUCGUUUUGAUACAUGCUAACCAGCGUGCGUUGGACAAAAUGUCUGUGGCAUCAGUCACUUGAGCACGGUUGGCUCGCGGCAGUGAGAAUGGCACUGGCAAUACAUGCUUGAGGGAUUUGACUUUUACUUCCGUAUUCAUUUUUUGCGCAAUUAUUCACGAGAAAGUGAUAAAACCAAAGCUUCUUGCAUGACAAGUUCAGUUAAUGGUGCUCAAGGUUCCACGGAAUUACCAUCACUUCUGUGCAGUGUUGUUUUACUCGACAGUUUAUUUUCCCGAAGUGGUUUUUGACGCUAAGUUUCAACAAAACGGUACAUAAAAUUAUGUCGCUCUUAA